AUGAUUAAGAAGCAUUGCCUGGUACUUCCGUUGGCUUGGACGUUGUUUCAAUUGUCCUACGUGCUGUGCAAUAAAUUAUCUCCGGUACAAAACAAUGAAUUGGCCACGCGAAUCAAGCAUUACGCUGAACUGUAUGGCUAUUACAAGACUGCUGAAUGCGUAGCAUUAUUGGCAGUCAGUACACCGGAAAUCGAUUGGAGUGUGACGGUUUUUAACUAUGUUAUACGCGACAUCAAGAAGCAGAUAUAUGUGAAACAUGCCCUGGAGUAUCUGAACAAACUGAAAAUGGACUCUAAUUGGAAGAACGUGAAGUAUCUAUCUGAGCCGUAUGAAGAUCAUCCGAGUUUCUCCGAAACUUUUGAAGAAUACCACCAUCGUAAUGCUGCAAAAGAAAUUGCUUCCAAAUUGCGGGACAAAAAAUCGAAAAUUGACCUGACUACAGUCUUUAAUAACUUCACGAAAUCUCUUGACAAUGCAUGGGCGGCUAGAAAGGAUCUGUAUACAACAGCAGCUGUGAACUUUGCAACUGCAAACAAGCUGGAGAAUCCGGAAACCAUUAAUGAAAAUAAUGUUGAGCGGAAAUGUUUUCAAAUGUCAGGAAUGCAACUAGAUCGAAAUGCUGUCGAUGAAUUCCUGACGAAAUCAAAUUCGACAAAUGAAAAAAUAUCUGAAUUCAAAAAUGCUGUUGUUCAAAUGAUUUCUGAAGUUCAAAAGGUUGAGAAGUUCAGAAUUGACAAGUAUCCAAAUCGUAAUGUUGCAAAAGAAAUUGUUUCCGAAUUGGUGAACAAAAAAUCGAAAAUUGACCUGACUACAGUCUUUAAUAACUUCACGAAAUCUCUUGACAAUGCAUGGGCGGCUAGAAAGGAUCUGUAUACAACAGCAGCUGUGAACUUUGCAACUGCAAACAAGCUGGAGAAUCCGGAAACCAUUAAUGAAAGUGUACUUCUUGCCGAAGAAGACUUGCAGGUAUCUAUGGAAGAGGAAUUCGUGCAAUCAAGAGAUAAUGUUGAGCGGAAAUGUUUUCAAAUGUCAGGAAUGCAACUAGAUCGAAAUGCUGUCGAUGAAUUCCUGACGAAAUCAAAUUCGACAAAUGAAAAAAUAUCUGAAUUCAAAAAUGCUGUUGUUCAAAUGAUUUCUGAAGUACAAAGGCUUGAGAAGUUCAGAAUUGACAGGUUUCCCACUUACAAUACAAUGUAUCGAGAACUUUUACAUGAAUUUGGUAGGAAAGAUAAAUGA
Molecule: messenger RNA, 1236 nt
Organism: Trichobilharzia szidati
Lineage: Eukaryota; Metazoa; Platyhelminthes; Trematoda; Strigeidida; Schistosomatidae
Source: the annotation of a GenBank genome assembly